Molecule: messenger RNA, 983 nt
Organism: Oncorhynchus masou masou (cherry salmon)
Lineage: Eukaryota; Metazoa; Chordata; Actinopteri; Salmoniformes; Salmonidae
Product: extracellular superoxide dismutase [Cu-Zn]-like
Exons: 2
Coding region: 123-761 (212 amino acids)
Biological process (GO): superoxide metabolic process
Molecular function (GO): copper ion binding
Source: RefSeq, a predicted model, not a curated record
UCGAACACCCUCAAGAUUGACGGGCUCUAUCUCUGCAAAGUUUGACAACCCGGAUGGUUUAUUCCGACAAUUGUCAAGAACUGUGAUUUCGCCAGACAGGUUACACAAAAAAAGCUAGGACCAUGCCUUUAUUUCAUCCAAUAUUUCUGUUUGUUCUGGUAAGCUUCCAAGCAUGCUCCUCUACACACAGCCAGGAGGCUGCCUCCAACAUGGCCCCACCAGAGGCCAUGGAGUAUAACAGAACUGUCUAUGCAACCUGCAAAAUGAGACCCAGCACCAAACUAGGCGAAGGUCUACCUAACGUGUAUGGACAGGUGCUGUUCAAGCAGGAAUACCCUGAGGGAAGCCUCAAAGUCCUCUUUCUUCUCCAUGGUUUCCCAAGUGACAGUGAUCAUCAGUCAAAAGCCAUCCACAUCCACCAGUACGGGGAUUUCAGCCAGGGCUGCGAUUCCACAGGCGGCCAUUACAACCCUUACAGGGUCCCCCAUCCCAGCCACCCGGGGGACUUUGGGAACUUUGUGGCCCACCAGGGGAGGGUUCACAAGUUGACUGAAUCAAAGGCCACUCUGUUCGGGGGGCUGUCGGUGCUUGGGCGGGCGGUGGUGGUGCAUGAGAAGGCAGACGACCUAGGGCAGGGCGGGGAUGCGGGGAGCCUGCUACAUGGUAAUGCUGGGCGGAGGCUGGCAUGUUGCACCAUCGGGAUGAGCAGUCCCAAACUGUGGGAUAAGCACCAUCAUCGACAGCAGAGAAGAAGGGGAUGAGAAUCGUAGUUUAUUCUUCCCUUUUCUUUCUGAGCUCACCAUCUUUCAUCGCAAGACAACUUAAUUUCAUUUCUUUAAUUUUAUCCAGAUCUAAAAUUACAAAAAUGUUUUCUUCUCUUUUAAAGUCAUGUUUCUUUUAUUUUAAAGGGAUAGGACAGGUUUACCAUAGCUGAUAGCAAUUCAUGUAUCUUGUAUUAAACUUUGAAAAGACCUUUAUUGAAA